This is a messenger RNA of Salvelinus fontinalis (brook trout), 7894 nucleotides long. RefSeq names its product opioid-binding protein/cell adhesion molecule homolog. The transcript has 8 exons. Lineage: Eukaryota; Metazoa; Chordata; Actinopteri; Salmoniformes; Salmonidae. The record is from RefSeq and is a predicted model, not a curated record. Bases 37 to 1248 code for a protein of 403 amino acids. Gene Ontology annotation, cellular component: neuron projection.
AUGUGUGUGAAUACUGAAUGAGGAGUCGGCUGCUGCAUGCUGCCACAACCUGCUCUGGAUUUAAAUAACCUUCAGCAUAGAGAACACCAGUCGAAGGAAAAGCUGAAAGAUUUGAGAAUUGUGAAAGAAAUCAAAACAGCACUGUUGACUGCAUUCCUGCUGAAAGAAAAAACAAGAAUACAGAAGAGAGUGAAGAAACAUAAGUGUCCAUCGGUGUCAACUGAUUCAAUUGGAAGAAUGUAUAAUUCCAUGUGUUUCCUCAUCCUGUCGUGGGUGUUUGCUCUGCUCGUGUUCCCAGGAGUGCCAGCGAGGAGCGGGGAUUCUUUUUCAAAGGACAACAUCACUGUCAGACAAGGGGACAGCGCCGUCUUGAAAUGUACUGUGGACAGCAAGGUAUCGCGGGUGGCUUGGCUCAAUCGCACCACCAUUCUUUAUGCGGGCACUGACAAGUGGUCUCUGGACCCUCGCGUUGUCCGAAUGGACAACACACCCGUGACAGAGUACAGCAUAAAGAUCCAGAACGUGAAUGUACACGACGAGGGGCCCUACGUGUGCUCCAUCCUCAUGAGCAACAAACCCAAAUCGUCCAAAGUGCAUCUCAUUGUUCAAGUACCUGCAAAGAUCACAAACAUAUCGACGGACAUCACAGUGAACGAGGGCAGCAACAUUACUCUAAUGUGUCUUGCCAUUGGACGACCAGAACCCAACAUCAUAUGGAAGCAUCGCUCGGCAAAAGGCCACAAAUUUGUCACUGAAGGGGAAUACGUUGAUAUGACAGCGAUCACUAAAGAACAGUCGGGAUCGUAUGAAUGCAUCUCCUCCAAUGACAUCUCAGCCCCAGAUGUGAGGACGGUGAAAGUCACAGUCAAUUACGCUCCCUUCAUUUCGAAUGCCAGGAGUACAGGUACCCCAGUGGGCCAAAAAGGGGUGCUCCAAUGUGAGGCCUCUGCUGUUCCUGGGGCAGAUUUUGAGUGGUACAAAGAGGACCGCAGACUCUUCAAUGGACUGAAUGGGGUUAAGAUAGAGAGCCAAGGUAAACAAUCCAUGCUUAUGUUUUUGAACGUUUCUGAAGAGGACUACGGAAACUACACGUGUGUUGCCCUGAACACCAUGGGGAUCACCAAUGCAAGUAUAAUCCUCUAUGGCCCCGGGACCAUGAUGCACGAUGUGAACAGGGCAGCCCUGUCGCCCCACUGCUCAUUCUGCCUACUGCUGACUGUUUUCCUUUUGUUCCUACUCAAGUUUUGAUGCAACACAGGCCAUCCUCAGCUUCUAUCAGCACUGAAAAACAACAAGACUCUUGGUCCCAGAAGAAGAAAUGGAACAAAAGGAACCACCAAUAACAUCGUUGGUUUGCUCUUCUUUUUUGGGGGGUUUGCAUUGGCGGUAUGUCUUCUUUUGGACAAAAACCAGAAGACGGGACAUAUCUAGGAGGGUGGGGAGGGAGAGGGUCGACCUGGAAGCUGAUCUGAGGUGAUGGUAGUACUACCAAGUUUGUGUCACUCCAACCUUUUGUAUGUAAAAAAGGGGAAACAAAAAGUUAAUGUAAGUGUUGAUAGUUGACUGGUUUUGCCCAAAUAUUGAGGUGUACAUUCAGAUUACUGGUGUGUCCUGUCCUGUUUGUUCUCUGUACAAUAACAUAAGCUUUUUUAAAGUAAAUUACAAAAAAAUAAAACAUGCAAUGUGAUUGUUCAUUUUACUGUAUUUUUACAGUUGUAUGCAACAGAAUAAUAACAAAAACAGACCAUUCAAUAUAAACAAUGUCAACUUCAGUGGCAGAACAAUACAAUAUCAAAUAUUUAAGGAUUAUUUGUGACAAAUGAAGUUCAUACACAGCAGAAAAAGCACUGUUGAAACAUAAACAGCACUGACACAGUUUUGGGGGUUGUCACUGAGAAGAACUGCAUAGUCAAAGACAAAUGAUGACAGUGCUUUUUAAGUUGUCUGAAAUUGGCUAACGCCUUUUGAAAAGGAAGUUUUGAGACAGAAAAGACUGAUAUACACAGGCAGAAAUGUGCAAAGAAAACAGUUUAUUCACUGCACAAGUGAUUUGUUCUCUCACCGACUACAGUGACAUCCCACAAUCCCAUUCAGCUAAUGUGGGUGUCUACGAACAAACCGCAAACGGUAAAGUAAAAACAACAUGAUUCCAACAGGAUACAUGUAAGAAUGCGUACUGCGCUCCCCACUACAAGAAGUGAAGAGAAAUGAGUCAUUGAGAGUCAUUGAUCAAAUGUUCUGAUCUCUCUUUAAAUGGCAAAACCUUGCAGAAAACAAGAGUAUAAACCCAGAAGUCAUUCUAGCCCUCUGCAUUGACCAGAGAUUGAAACAUUGUGAAUGUCUGUCGGUUUGUGUCCUCUCACUGUUUCAGGCCCUAUUCAAAUAAACAUUGAAAUGGAUGUGGAUGUAUAUAUCUGCAUAUCUAUUGAACAGACACAAAGGUUUCUGAUUUAGGAACCGUUUCCAAAUGACAUUGCCUGAUUACCUAAAUUACUGUCACAAUCAAUUCUAAAAAUUCUGCAAAGAGCCUAGCAGAAAUUCACUGAACCACGUUAUUUAUUUCCUCUAGUUUAGAAUGUUUCUCAUGUACUUUACCUGCAUGGUUAACUGUUUGAUAUAGCCAGGGCCGGCUCCAGGCAUAAGCGGUCGCUUACGGCCUCAGGCUGCUAGGGUGCCCCAGAACAGCAACAACAAAACACUUUUUUUUUAAGGAACUCGGGGAUCUCAACUUACUGUUGAGAGUUAAACUAGUAGAAUACACAAGGUGCCAGUAUAACAUUUGGUUGUGCAUCAGCAAUUUUUAUCUCAAUUAGCCAUGUCAGCUAACAAUUUUUAGAUUGGUAAGUUAGUCUAGCCAGCUAUCUACGCUUGUAGUAAGCAUGGCUGAACACCGACCAGGCACACAGGGCACGUGCCCACGGGCCCUGACCUCAAGGGAGCCCCCAUUGAUUUGAUUAGACACUCUCACUCAGAUAUCAUUAACUUAUCAUUAACAUGGCAUAAGUUAUGGCAAAUUGUGGAGACCUGCAGGAAAUUAGCUUUAAACUGAAAUAAAGUAUCUCCACCCAAUUAGCUGUAAAACCGCCCUUUUUUCUCCCUGCCCCAUGGCAAAAUGUGUGGAAUUGCAGGAAAUGUACUUUAAAACAUACGUACAAGUGAGUCCAUGAAUCGCAAUGAUGUAACCGUUAUGGUGAGUAAUCAACAUGUCAGCUCAAGAUAAAGUUUUACAUUGUCCAUAAAUUAUGAACUGUGAAAACAAAGUCCUUAGUCCUUUUGACUAUGUGACACAUUACUUCCCAUGAUAGCCCACACAAAAUGAAACAAUAACAUACAAGUGUUGGAGGAGGCUUUGAAUCCAAUUAAGAUCACAUGCGUAUCAAAUGCAGGCUCUAAAGUUCUUUCAUUAUAAAAUGUCCAGUGAAAAACAAUUAAUUUGCCAUAACAAAUGUAGCUUGCCAUUUGAUCUCUACAUUUUUUGCCCUGACCCCAGUGAUCUAUCAAUCAGAGGGUUGAAUAAUAAAGGGUGAGUAUAGGUAUGUCCCCUGUAUCUCUAUCAACUCUAUCUAUUUGGGGGGCUCAAGCUGUUAUAUCUUCUCCUUUUCUUUCAAAUGAAUAAGAACCAUUCAAUGUCACAGCUGUCACUUCUGAUCAGCCUUCGCACAGCCACCCCACAAUGCAAUCACCACCUGGUUUGUUGCAUGUUGGUCUCGUCCCAAAACUGCCUGGUUAUCAGGCAGCAGCAGAGAAGAGUGUGCAUACACACACACACACAGACAGACACAUGUGCAGGCAUAUACGUAAACACACACACAGACAGACACAUGUGCAGGCAUAUACGUAAACACACACACAGACACCCUUCAGACUAUGUCAUUUUGAAGACUAUAAUGGGUUAAAAUUGGGCCCCCUGUCUUGGGAAUUCAUUUCCACAGUAUUUAUACUCUAGUUAACUGUAAAUACUACAGUACUCACUGUAGUGUAUGAGAAAGUGUGGGAUAUAUAUAUAUAUAAUUAUGCUCAAACUGAAAAAUCCUUAACUGAAAUAAUGAGUAUUUCUAUCAUCCUAAUUGAGGUAUAGAUUACAUCUCACAUCCCAGCGUUAGACCUUUUAAACAAGGCUGCGUGGGAUUUCUGUUAAUGUGACUCCGUGCAGCCAAUGGCAAUGUCCACUUUAGGUAUGCCAGGAGCCGGUUGUGGAUUUGACAGCUUUAACACAGUUCCACCUCCGCCGCCGCCAAAACAACUGCUAUGUGGAUGUCGGCUAAAGCGGAUCUGAUUGAAUAGAGCCCUAACCAUGCAAAGGAAGAGAAAACAAACUAAGGUUAUGUAGUGCAUUGUGUUUUAUAAAAGAGAACAUUCAAUGAUUUACUAUUACUGGAUGAAUACGGAUCAAAUGAAAUGUUGUCAACACACAAUACACAUGGUUUUGAACUUGAUGUUUAUAUGUAAAACAUGAGUAUUAUCAAGACUGGUGUCUCCUAGGUCAGAAGGAUAAACUGUAUUGUUUUUCUUGCCCCUCUCCCACCCAUGUACAGUGGCCCUUUGAUGAGUAUUUCUUCAAAGUUCUCCAGAGUGUCGUAACUCUUGAUAAAUGUCUCUGUCAAUUGAGGAAAACUCAAAGGAAAGCUUUUUUAGCCAACAUAAGUUCUGUGAUACUGCGAAUCUGUGUAUAAAUGAUCAUGAACGGUGGAUUAGUCAAAACUGUAAUCUUGCAGUUAUGACAAAGAGAGGGUCGAAAGAUAGAUUUAGAUCCCUGGGAAACAAAUCAAAUCUUAUUGGUCACAUGCACAGAAUAUCAACAAGUGUAGACCUUACAGUGAAAUGCUUACUUACGAGCCCCUAACCAACAAUGCAGUUAAAAACAAAUAUUAUAGUAAAUACGAAUAAGAAUAAGAAACAAAAGUAACAAGUAAUUUAAGAGCAGCAGUAAAACAACAAUAGCGAUGUCAUAUCUACUUAGACUGUUCCAUGCCUGGAGUCAACGUACAUUAUUGAACUAAACUAAGCAGCACAUAUGCAAAUGACUGGCUAGCUAGGGAGCUGUUGUUGUUUUCUCUUUUUGAUCAAAUCUCAUCCAGUUUACUGUACAAAAGUGUCAAAUGUUUAACCAUACUGGGUACUCGGCAAAACUGUACAUAUGCUGUCAAUAAAAGCUUAAUUAAUGGUCUAUUAAUAGUUAAUGAACCCGUAUGCAUUAAUCAAUUAUGUAAAAAACUAUAAACAACAAACAGAAAUUGCAUAGGAAACCUUUUAUUAAUUGUCAAAUCAUAAGCCUUUUGUAACAAGGCUCAGCGUUUGGCAAGUAAUAAGUAUCUAUACACGUUUUCUCAUUGUUUUACAUGACUCCAUUCAUGUUUGUUAAUGAUUCCUUUAGCAAAUGGCACACAGAUAGGAAGUGUCACCAAGUAGUAUGUCUGUGUGCGAAAAACAAUUAUGUCCAGCUAACAGUAUGAACAUAAUACCCCUCAGAACCAACAUAAUACAACACAACUAAUACGCAAUCAGAAACCGUCUCUUCGUUUUUCCUGCACCAUUAUUUUAAAGGGAUAGUUCACCAAAAUGUCAUACCUAAUGAAAGGUUUCAUUUUCUAAAAAUGACUAUACAGUAGGGGUUUUACAGAUAGCAAUCCAUGAUUUGAGUUUGUAAAUAAACCAAAAGUAAAAUGAGGGUCAGAGUUACCAUGGGGAUCCACUUUCAAGUAUAACUUGUUCAAUUGGAAACAAUUAACACACAUUUGGCUUCAUGCAAUUGGAAAAUGCUAUACUUCCUAACAAAAGUAAUUUGUUCUCUGGCUAAAUUAAGUUCAAAAUAAUGUAUUGCAGUGUCAUACCACAUGGAAGUAUGUUUAUCAUGAAACAUGAAAGGUAUGCAGUUUAACUGAAAGAGGGGGUCAAAUUAUCUAUAUCAGGGAUGGGCAACUGGCGGCCCCUCUUUUGUAGGUCUGUGGACCAAUUUCAUCCCCCAAAAUAAAUAAUAAUACAUAUUGUUAUUAUAAAAAAUUUUACUCAGUCGGGGUCUCAACUUAAUUUGCAAUUUAAAAAUGUGGUCGCGCAUCAGCAGUCACUCAAUUACGGGCAAGUCAGCAAAUUUGCUGUCAUGAGGGGGCCACUAAAAUGUUUUGCUCGCAAGGUGGGGGGGGGGGGGGCUACUGCGGCCCCUCAUGAUAGGUUACAUUUUUUUGUGGCCCCCAUCCCCAUCAAAGUUGUCCAUCCCUGAUCUAUAUCACGCUAGCAGUGUGCCUUGUUUGCUUUUUUGUUGUUGAAAUGAUUAAUGUAGUUGGACCACAGUCCACAGGUUAAGUAUACCACACUCAACAACAAAGGUAUUAUCUGGAAACAGUGGGUGCAAUUUCAUCAGAAAUGCAUAUUGUGAAUGUUUCAAUUUCCAAUAUCAAUUGUUUUGGAGUUUGCUGACUCUUGAUGUCUAUUUUUUAAUUUCAGGUUACGAUAAACGUGGCAAUUUUUAACAAUUAUUUUAUAAUCCAUACAGUAGAAAACAACGGAUGUCAAUUGCACUUAUCGGCAUCGUGUUGAUUAGUGGCGUAGCACAGUUUCACAGGACCCCCGCAAGGUCCGAUCUUUUCCCUUAUAAAAUUGCCCUAAAUAUACAUGUUAAGCUGAAAUAAUGCAACAAAAUUCCCCCCAAAAAUCUACUGUAAAAAAAAAAAAAAAUCCCUGUCGGAAAAGGAUUGUACUAACUUCCUCUAAGCUAAUUUUCUACUAUUCUACAAAUUUUUCCAUGAGGUUGAAAGAAAAUGCUGCAGUUUUAAAGAUAAUUUCCUGUAAUUCUAAACUUUUCUUUCAUGGCUUAUAACGCUUUCAUAUACUAUUUGAGGGGCCCGACCUCCGGGGGACCCCGCCCAAAGCUUGUGGGCCCUCCUGCCUUGUGGGGGCUGUGUGGUGUGUGCUACGCCAGUGAUGUUUAUUCAAACCAAGGGGGUUCCUACUAUUGUAGCCUCACAACAUAUAAAGUACAUUCAUGUAUCAAACUGUAAAGAAGAGCAACACACUAUCAGUGUCUCCGCAUGAUACCCUUGACAUCAUCACCGCAACUUGCAUUCUCAGAUGAAAUACAUGCAACAUUAACCAUUCUGCUAUGAUUAUUACACAUCUGAAUAAAAACAUACAAUAAACCAACCACAUGUGCAAAUGUCAUGCUAGAACGAUAACACAUCUGACACAUAAGUAUUUGCACUUUAAAGGAGCACUACUCAAUCUCAGUUUCCACCCACAGUGAGCCCCUAACACAUACGUUUGUAAACAUUUGUGGGUCUUGGCAAAUGUAACCGCCAUAUAGUUAUUUGAAUUAUAUUGUAACUACCCCAAAACCAGUGAGAGUGGGGGGGUUUUGGGAGGAAUUACUGCAGAAUUCAAAUAACUAUUUGGCAGUUGCACAUAGGACAAAUCAUAAUUUGAGAUAUGCACAAUAAUCAAACGUUUGCGUAAACCAUGCAAUGAUGUCAAUGAAAGGUUUGCACCAAAGUGUUCUACCCUAAAUUAUGAUCUUCAUCCCAUUCAUUCAAACUGGGAACAGGAAUUUGUAAGUGAUCAACUUUAUUAACAUUCAAAUGUUCAAAUACUUUUGCCUCGUUUAUUGACUACAGGAGAUAAUAUGCUGCACAUUUGUUUUUCAGCGUAACUUGUCAAGUUAUUCGCUAUCUGUAAAUGAAAUGGUAUUGUACAUUUACUUUUUCUAUUUUUCCCUUCUGUUCUGUCAAAAGUAUUAACAAAAACUGUAUGUCAAUGACUUUUGGUAAGAAACAAAAUGAACGUAAUAGUAUUGAACUAUUUGUGCAUGUUAAGGCGUAGUUGUAUCUUUUCUAUUUGAGAAUGAGUAAGAGAUGGUUGUAUCUGUUCAGUGUAAUAAAGCUUAAUGAUAUUUUCCUCUAAAUAA